This is a messenger RNA of Ogataea polymorpha, 285 nucleotides long. RefSeq lists its product as uncharacterized. Gene Ontology annotation, cellular component: mitochondrion. NCBI's taxonomy places the organism in Eukaryota, Fungi, Ascomycota, Pichiomycetes, Pichiales, Pichiaceae. Gene Ontology annotation, biological process: mitochondrial respiratory chain complex II assembly. The annotation marks the transcript as partial. The record is from RefSeq and is a predicted model, not a curated record. The transcript has a single exon.
CCAGGUCCGCCAAAACUCGACAAGGACGACCAGGAGGAGUUUGAAAAACUGAUUCACAGAGCUAACACGCAAACCAUCAUUGACGAGUAUAAUGAGAAAAUGGGCUUCAAAGUCGAUUCAGCACCCAAGGUCGACGUCGGAACGUUCUCGCCUGACAAGUUCAAGAUCAUCCCCGAGUUCGAGGGCAACGUGAAUCCAAAGACGGGCGAGGUUAACGGCCCAAAACAGGACCCGCUUAAGCACGGUUCCGAUUGGAGUUUCAACGGCAGGGUGACAGACUUCUAG